AGCCCUGCCUCUGACGUCAGCGCGGGACUCCGCCUCGGGCCUACAGCGCGGGAAACCUGGACGGAGCCGGGAGAAGGGGAAGGAGAAGCGAGAGAGGCCUUGCCUUCGUGGGCUGAUAACAGAAAAUGCCAUCCUCACAAAAACCAAUGCGAUACGGUCACACAGAAGGCCAUACAGAGGUCUGCUUUGAUGACACUGGGAGCUACAUUGUAACCUGUGGUAGUGACGGAGAUGUCAGAAUUUGGGAAAGCCUAGAUGAUGAUGAUCCCAAGUCCAUUAACGUGGGAGAAAAAGCCUACUCAUUUGCUCUCAAGAAUGGGAAAUUGAUUACAGCAAUGUCUAACAAUGCUGUCCAGAUCCAUACAUUCCCAGAAGGUGCUCCAGAUGGUAUCCUGACACGCUUCACUACGAAUGCCAAUCAUGUGGUUUUCAAUGCUGAUGGGACUAAAGUAGCUGCUGGAUCCAGUGACUUUCUGGUGAAGAUUGUGGAGGUAGCUGACAGCAGCAAGCAGAAGACAUUUCGAGGACAUGAUGCCCCUGUUUUAAGCGUUUCGUUUGAUCCAAAGGACACUUUUCUGGCCACAGCAAGUUGUGAUGGAUCUGUCCGCGUGUGGAAUAUUUCAGAACAGACUUGUGAAACAAGCUGGCCAUUGCUACAGAAGUGUAAUGAUGUGGUGAAUGCAAAAUCAAUAUGUAGACUCUCCUGGCAACCAAAAACAGGAAAGCUGCUAGCUGUUCCAGUUGAGAAAGUCAUUAAACUGUACAAAAGAGAAACUUGGCAUCAUCAUCUGGAUCUGAAGGAUGAUUUCAUUACACAGACCCUCAAUGUUGUAGCUUGGUCUCCAUGUGGACAGUAUGUGGCAGCUGGAAGUAUCGAUGGCUGUAUAGUGAUUUGGAAGAUGGAUACCCAGGAGUGCCUAGAGAGGGUGAAACAUGAAAAGCGUUAUACCAUCUGUGGGCUGGCAUGGCACCCGAAGGGAGGUCAAAUUGCUUAUACAGACCUGGAAGGCAACCUGGGAUUAAUUGAAAGUGUCUGUGAUGUGGAUGGAAAGAAAUCACACAAAGCGGCAUCAGUUUCCACUACCAAAGACUAUGAUGAUCUUUUUGAUGAGGAUGAUAAUGAAGAUUUUCUGAAUAGAGACAUGGAUGAUGUUGACUGGGGUUCAAAACCAGUCAGAAAUGACGAAGAAGAGGACGAUGACCUUCUGAUGGCAUCAGGACGACCCAGAAACAAAGGCGCAAGAAUAGAGGAUGAUGAGAAUUCCCUAGACACUGGAGUGCUGAAAGCCGAUUCUGUCCACGAUAAAGACGAUGAUGAAGAAAGCCUAGCUCCAGUCCAGCCACUCUCUUCAACCCAGAGACCAUUCUAUGACGGACCAGUGCCAACACCUCGGCAAAAGCCAUUCCAGGCUGGUUCCACCCCAGUGCAUCUCACACAUCGCUUCAUGGUUUGGAAUUCUGUUGGUAUCAUACGCUGCUAUAAUGAUGAGGAAGAUAAUGCUAUUGAUGUUGAAUUCCACGACACUGCCAUACAUCAUGCAAUGCACUUGCCAAAUUCUUUGAACCACACGCUGGCUGACCUUUCCAGGGAAGCCAUUUUGCUAGCCUGCGAGAGCACAGAGGAGCUCCCAAGCAAGCUUCACUGCAUCCAUUUUAACUCCUGGGACUCCAACAAAGAAUGGACUGUGGACAUGCUGCAGGGCGAAGAGGUGGAAGCCAUUUGCCUGGGCCGCGGCUGGGCUGCCUGUGCCACCAGCUCCCGCCUGCUUCGCGUGUUCACCAUUGGGGGAGUCCAGAAAGAGAUUCUCAGCCUCCCCGGCCCUGUGGUGACAAUGGCAGGCCAUGGAGAGCAACUCCUGGUGAUAUUUCACAAAGGUACUGGCUUUGAAGGGGAUCAGAAUCUUGGGAUACAGCUUAUUGAAUUUGGAAGAAAAAAGAGACAAGUUUUACAUGGUGACCCGCUUCCCCUAUCUAAGAAAUCGUACGCAACAUGGUUAGGAUUUUCAGCAGAAGGCACCCCUUGUUACGUGGAUUCAGAGGGCAUUGUGCGCAUGCUGAACAGAGGGCUUGGUAAUACUUGGACUCCAGUCUGUAAUACACGGGAACAUUGUAAAGGAAAGUCAGACCACUACUGGGUUGUUGGCAUUCAUGAAAACCCUCAACAACUUAGGUGCAUUCCUUGUAAAGGAGCCCGUUUCCCCGCGACCCUUCCCCGUCCCGCGGUAGCCGUGCUGCCAUUUAAACUUCCUUUUUGCCAGACUGCGACAGAUAAGGGCCAAAUGGAGGAGGAAUUCUGGCGCUCUGUCUUGUUUCACAAUUACCUGGAUUACUUAUCCCAAAAUGGAUAUGAACACGAUGAAAGUGUCAAAGGCCACGCAGUUCAAGAACAGCAGAAUCUCUUGAUGAAAAUGUUUGCACUUUCCUGCACACUGGAACGUGAGUUUCGCUGCAUGGAGCUGGCGGAGCUCAUGACGCACAAUGCCACGAACCUAGCUAUCAAGUACGCCUCUCGCUCUCGGAGGCUGGUUCUUGCCCAGCGGCUGAGUGAACUUGCUGCAGAGAGAGCAGCAGAGCAAGCAGCUGCUGAAGAGGAGGAGGAAAAGGAGCAGCAGGACUUCAGGAACCAUCUAAAUGCUGGUUACAGUAAUACUCCCACAGAAUGGAGUCAGGCUCGUGUGAGAAAACUUCAGCGCCAGCAGAGCACAGAAAAAGAUGAAGAAAUGACAGAACAGGCCAAUGAAGACGUGCCUGUCGAGACAAAACCUAGAUCUCCCCUGCCAUGUGAAAGUGCAUCUACUCCCAAAUCUGCUGCGCCUGUGGCUGCCAACCAAGGGAGAAUCAAUCCUUUCAAAGUUUCCAGUAGCCAAAAGGAUUCACUCGGCCACUCAGCUAACAUUCUGGACAGCAUGACCAAAAUGUCUAAGAAAAAUGCCACACCGACUGGCCGAGGCGCUGCAAGCAAAGAGAAGGCUCCAGUUAUAAAGCCCUUGAUGCCUAAACCCAAAUUAAAGCAGGCUGCAGCUGCGGCAUUUUUCCAACCUCGAACACCUAGAAAUGAGAAAAAACCUGUGGAAGAGAAAGGAGAGAAAAAUGGAACUGCAGAGCCUGAAUCCAAAACUAUAACUGAAGAUAAUGACAGCAAAAGACCCAAGACCGGAUUCCAGAUGUGGCUUGAAGAGAACAGAAGCUGCAUUUUGACAGACAAUCCUCAUUUUGAAGAAACAGAGAUAAUCAAGGAAGGCAUGAGUCGGUUCAGAGCUUUGUCAGCUGAAGAAAGGAUGGUUUGGACUGAGAAAGCCAAAGGAAAAGAAGCCAGUGACCCGGCCGAAGGGAAAAAACGGAAGCGCCCGGAAGGUGUGAAUGAAAACAAGCGAGAAGAAGACCAGCUAAAAAAGCCAAACGAAGACUCGAGCUCUGCUAAAAAGUCUAAAUCCUUUCAGGAGACCACUGUCACAAGGCUAGCAGCGUUUGCGUACAAGCCAAGCUAAACCAAAUGGCCUCCUUUUUACUAACCUGUUGUGAGAACCUUCCUCCCAACAGGUAGGGAAAGACUCGUCUCCGAAGGAGAAAUGAUUCUGUGUUGACCAUCCAUGCAAAGAUGUUUGCAAGGAAACUUUUUAGCUACACACCUGAUGUGUAUAGUUUUAUCAUCAUUGCACAGGACAGUUGUACUUGUUUGCCAUUGUAGGCGAUAAGGUGUUGCCAUUUUGUGCCAAGCUACACGUAGAGUUGGCUUCAGCGAGCAAGGACUCAAUCCUCCCUGGAUAAGAUUUGGUUUGACAAUAGUGUGAUGGGUCAUUUAAAGGUAUGAUCCAUCAGAAAAGGCAAAA
This is a messenger RNA of Anolis sagrei ordinatus, 3830 nucleotides long. It is a transcript of the gene WDHD1, whose product is annotated as WD repeat and HMG-box DNA binding protein 1. The record is from RefSeq and is a predicted model, not a curated record. Gene Ontology annotation, molecular function: protein binding; chromatin binding. Gene Ontology annotation, biological process: mitotic cell cycle; DNA-templated DNA replication; DNA repair. Gene Ontology annotation, cellular component: nuclear replication fork. NCBI's taxonomy places the organism in Eukaryota, Metazoa, Chordata, Lepidosauria, Squamata, Anolidae.